Molecule: messenger RNA, 2441 nt
Organism: Lingula anatina
Lineage: Eukaryota; Metazoa; Brachiopoda; Lingulata; Lingulida; Lingulidae
Source: RefSeq, a predicted model, not a curated record
GACCACAUCCGGCCUCCGUAAACAACACUAUAAUCAUUAGUGAGCUAAAUUCUUCACGUUUCCUGAUGCAGUUUAAAAAAUGAAAUGAUGUCUAUUUUCAGGGUUUCUAGACAUGGCUUUACAAGCCAUUCUUUUCCAUAAAAUAAGCUGCAAAGGGCAGUCUAAGACUUCAUGUAUUGUGCAUGUUCUAUAUCGCUUCAAGUUGCCUAACCUAUGAUAGUUAUAUAUACUUGGUUACUUUCGUAAGACGGAUUAUUGAGGAGAUUGAUGGGGCAGAUGUUAUUAAGAAGACCAUUAACUAGGAGAUAUAUUUUCUUCGAUUUCAACGGCAAAUUUGUCAGGUGUUUUUCUUGUAUCUCUCUUGGAACACCCUCUAUUGUAAUCAACUUCUAGCCUGAUCUGGUCACGGUUCGUCAUCAAAUAGCCAAGAUUGUAUAUACCCUGUUCAGCACCGAUAUCUGCCUUCAUUACAAUGGAUGCAUACGCAAAAGACCUCAUACGAGUGCUAUCCUUAGUCAUUUCAUUUUGUGCGAUUUGCUUCGGGAUUCCGGGGAAUGUGUUUGUAAUUCAUAUAAUAAGGAAGCAUCCCAGGUUCCGGACAGUCCACAACCUUUUCCAUGCCAGCCUCGCCAUGGCUGACUUGACGACGUGUCUGAUUGGGACUCCAUCGUUUCUAUUAGCUUGGUGUUUCAGUGCUGGAGACACGGCUUUCAGGGGUUUCAUGUGCACUUUAAGUGUCUCUUUGGCGACUACCUGCAAUUUGAUCAACAUAAUAACUUUAAUGAAGAUUAGUAUCGUUCGGGUCUAUGUCGUGUAUAAACAGAAGUACAGUAUGUCUAAGAAAACUGGUGUAUUUUCAGUAGCGGUCACGUGGGGUGCGGGAAUGUUAAGUUUCCUGGUAUACAUCAUCAAAGGCCCAGGACCCAUAGAGCACGCAUGCGCGGGAAGUACGGAAAUUGUUGAUGCUAUUGGGGAUUUGCCAGUUAUGAUAUUAUUCUUUUUCAUCCCUGCGUUGGCUUUUUUGGCAUUGAUGUGUAUAGGAUCCUAUGUAUAUCUGCUAAGACAGGCCAAACGCAUGCGUAAUCUAAUCCAUCCAAUCACAACAAUUAGCCAUAUCAUUCACAGUGGCCAUACACCCCCCUGGUGGGGAAAUGACCCAAAUGGGAGAGGAAGAUCAGGCCAAGGCGAUGACACUGACGUAAACACGGAGCCUCUCUCUGCAAAUUUCAUAGCCAACAUGGCCGCCACGAGUUCCAUUCUAACAAUGGUUUAUGUUCUGUCAACUCUCCCGACGAUUGUCUUAUCGGUAAUGCAGAUAUGGCAGACAAUUCCAGCACCUAUAGUAGAGAUGUGUUUCGUCCCUUUGUAUUUUUCCAUGUUUCUCAACCCUUAUAUCUAUGCCAGCAGAAACAGAUUUUUCAAGCAUGAAUUCCAUAAGUUGAUUUUAAAAUGCCUUCAGUGAAUUUUGUGGUCAAUUCUAACUUUGUGUCUUAUCAAAACCGGAUGUUUUCAUCAUAGGAUUCUUCCUGCAACAAUAUUCCCAUUUGCACUUUUCCAAAGUUAAUAAUUUUCGUAAACAACUUUCACACGUAAUGUGAAUUAAGCAGGCAACAGUAAAUCCUCAGUGAGGAGUGUGCGAAUUAUUUUAUCAAUAUAUGUGUACAUCAGUACAUGUUUGUAAGGCAGAUAAAGCGUUCCAGUCACACUGAAUCUUGGGCUGGCGUGCGGUCUAUUUGAUGUGCCUAUCAACUAUAAAGACGGAUGAUGAUUUUCAGUCCUCUUGUGCUGCCUGCUGUUAUACAGCCUGUCCAGCAAUUAGGGCGUCAUCGUGGGUUGCAUGCGACAGAAGAUUCAAUAGAGGCCGAAAUUUAAGACCACGGGUGAUCGAACUAUAGACAUAUGUUUUCUUAUGCGAACAAUGCCUGAACCUUAAAGGUGAAGUAAAGUAGGGGGAAUUGAGUUCAUGAAGCAGAUCAGUGUAUCACCAGAUCGGAGCCAGCAUGAUAUCCUAGAUCAGCUAAACGACACAUCCACACAUGGAAAGUAAUUGGUGUAUCAUAAGAAAACACACCUGCGGCCGCUAUAAAUAACAUGCUUUUAUCUAGGAAGCAUUAGCAUGUCGCACUCGUCACCGCAAGGCAAUAAAGAAUGAAACCCCCUACUUCACGCCAGUGUUCUUGGAAACCUUUCAUGAAAGAUGCUACAUCUCUCAAAGAAGUGAUGUUGCUAUAAGUGCAUUACACAGUGGAAUUACAUGUACCGACACCACGACAUUUUCCACGGGUUUCAGGCAGUCUCUUAAUGCAAGAAAGUGAAGACAUUUCAGACCAAGGGCAGACCUCACAAAAUAAUUUUGAGUGAAAAUUAAUUUCAAUUAAAAAUUUUGUGAUAUGGCAGAAAUCAACUAAAAUAACAUUGGAUCAAAAAUUAAAAAAAAAAAA